UCGCCGACCAGGACGCAACAUGGCUCCGACCUGGAGGACCGCGGCGCUGGUGCUGCUCGUGGCGACCAACUGCGUCUUCGCGGAGCCACCGCCCUCGUCCAGUUAUGGCGCUCCCGGCCUGGACAGCUACAGCAGCGGCGGAGGCGGUGACUUCGGCGGCGGUGGCGGAGGCGGCCACGGCGGCAUCGGUGACUUUGGCGACGGAGACUUCUCUGGCGGGCACAGCAGCGGAGGUGGCGGCCUGAGCUCCAGCUACGGCGCUCCGUCGUCGAGUUACGGAGCUCCAUCGUCUAGCUAUGGCGCCCCGUCUUCCAGCUAUGGCCCUCCGUCGUCAAGCUACGGUGCCCCCAGCGGGGGCGGCCACGGCGGUGGACACGGUGGUGGCCACGGUGGCGGCCACAGCAGCGGCCCCAGCAGCAGCUAUGGGGCUCCAUCAUCGUUCAGCGGUGGCCACGGCGGUCACGGUGGCGGCAGCAGCUUCGGCGGCAGUUUCGGCGGUGGUAAGGGUGGAUUUGGCGGUGGUCUGAGCAGCAGCUACGGACCCCCCAGCAGCCAUGGACCACCCAGCAGCAGCUAUGGACCUCCCAGCAGCAGCUACGGACCCCCCAGCAGCAGUUAUGGUGCUCCCAGCUUCAGCAGCUUCAAGCCCAGCAGCGGUGGAUUCAGCAAGAGGCCCAGCAGCAGGCCCAGCAGCAGCUAUGGACCCCCAAGCAGCAGCUACGGACCUCCCAGCAGCAGCUACGGACCUCCCAAGGGCUUCAGCUCUUUCAAGGGCGGUUUCGGUGGCUCUAAGGGCUUCAAGGGCGGCCACAGCGGAUUCAGCAGCUUCAGCUCGGGUGGUCACGGCAGCAGCGGAGGAUUGAGCUCCAGCUACGGUGCCCCUUCAUCGAGCUAUGGCCCACCCUCGUCCAGCUACGGCCCACCGUCCUCUAGCUACGGUGCUCCGUCAUUCAGCUCAGGUGGUUUCGGUUCCGGUGGCCACGGCUCUGGUGGCCACAGCUUCGGCGGUCACAGCUCCGGUGGCCACAGCUCCGGUGGGCUGAGCUCCAGCUACGGUGCCCCUUCGUCCAGCUUCGGCUCCGGCGGUCACAGCAGCUUUGGGUCCAGUAGCUUCAGCUCUGGAGGACACGGUAGCAGCCUGAGCUCCAGCUACGGUGCCCCGUCCUCAAGCUACGGUGCCCCGUCGUCAAGCUACGGUGCUCCCUCCUCCAGCUACGGCGCUCCGUCGUCCUCCAGCCAUGGGUCUUCAAGCUUCGGGGGCAGCCACGGGUCCUCCAGCUUUGGGGGCAGCCACGGGUCCUCCAGCUUUGGGGGCAGCCACGGGUCCUCCAGCUUCGGUGGCAGCCACGGGUCAUCGAGCUUCAGCGCCCCGUCGUCGAGCUACGGAGCGCCCUCGUCAAGCUACAGCGCCCCGUCGUCCAGCUACGGCGCCCCGUCAUCGAGCUAUGGUGCCCCGUCGUCAAGCCACAGCUCCUCCAGCUCCAGUAGCCACGGCUCCAGCUUCAGCUUCAGCCCGUCCACUUCCAUCAGCUUCGGCAGCAGCCAUGGCAGCAGCCACGGAGGCAGCGGUCUGAGCUCUAGCUAUGGUGCCCCUUCGUCCAGCUACGGCGCACCCUCGUCCAGCUACGGAGCCCCCUCGUCCAGCUACGGUGCCCCCUCCAGUGGCAGCAGCAGUUACAGUUCUGCCGGUGCUGACAGCUACUCUUCCCCUGGUGCCAGCUCAGGAGGACCAUACGCGUAGACUGCGACUGGAACCCCGUGCAAGCAGCUAUCCCAAAGAUCUCAGCAUGAACUUCUGAUUUGUGUGCUGUGCCGUUCGUUGGUUAAACGUUACAAAAGAUGAGAACGAGUACAAGUGUGCCACCCUUCUCCAAACUGUCACGAAUAUUUAUUAUUGUCUAUAGUUUUAAUGUGGCACACUGUACUUGCUGAAAAUUGUGUAAGUCAGGAACUUGUCGCAGGAUGUGUCAAAACAUGUGAUCGUAAACAAAAUAAAUAUUUUUUUAUAACUCUC
Messenger RNA from Thrips palmi, 2014 nucleotides. Its product is annotated as pro-resilin-like. NCBI's taxonomy places the organism in Eukaryota, Metazoa, Arthropoda, Insecta, Thysanoptera, Thripidae. The transcript has 6 exons. The record is from RefSeq and is a predicted model, not a curated record. Bases 20 to 1741 code for a protein of 573 amino acids.